Aspergillus vadensis CBS 113365 is the source of this 714-nucleotide messenger RNA. RefSeq lists its product as uncharacterized. The record is from RefSeq and is a predicted model, not a curated record. The coding region runs from base 136 to 714 and encodes 192 amino acids. The transcript is spliced from 2 exons. Lineage: Eukaryota; Fungi; Ascomycota; Eurotiomycetes; Eurotiales; Aspergillaceae.
CGUCAACGCAUCCCACGAGUCCACCACCACCCGGACGCAACCACCUUGAAUAAUAUCUGAAAAGCCGUAAAAUAUCCUUAGCAGAACAUCAUUACUGCAACAGCCAAAAUCUGGGGAGCUUCCCAGGCGGAGCUAAUGACCCGGCCCGACACAGUCCGUUCCAUUCUUUGUGAAGAGCCAUGGAUUUGGAAUGACGGGUCGAGUGAGAUUACAUUUCACGAAGAUGGAACAGGAAAGCUGUUUUGCUCUACCGAGUACACUUGUUGGAUUUUCGCCGAAUUUGACUGGAAACCGCAUGAUUCUGCGUAUCUCGAUCGGACCAUUGAGAAUUCCAAGAUAAUCGGUCACUUUACCAUCGAGAUGACCCUCACAAAGCGACGACCGCACGAUAUCUGGUACAAAGGGAAAGUCAAUGAAAGUUGGCUAAACGAAGGGGCAUUUUGCGCAAAAACGUAUCAUAUAACAAUUGAGCACGGGCGCUUUAGGAACCAAUUCGACGUCAAGCAUAAGGUUUUGGAUGGCUCACUAUAUGCGCUGCGCAUAGUUUUUGAUCCCUCGCCGUUUCCGCCGGACGAGGAGUGGAAUGACGAAAGUUACGGACCCCAUGCGAUGAGACUCUGGGAGUGUACAGAAUUUAACGCUAGAAGAUAUCUCAACGAAAGACUGAACCUAUGGGAAAAACUGAUGGCUUGGUGCAAUGAUUGGAUGAGGUGA